CAGACAAAUUCGCGAGGCGUAGGCGAAGGUGAUUGCUAUAAGGAGACACAUUAUGAGUUGAAGGCGCGUUUCCCUCUUCGCAACACGGACGGACGGACAUGGAGGGGAAAAUAUAUCUAGCGUCUUUGGCGCUUAUAGCGUUGAGCUACGGCGUUCAGGGCCAACGUUAUUACAACUACAACGCCCGGGGCUACGUUGGCCGCAACCUAUUCGAGCAUGGCCGCUCCAUCUCCGACGACCAGGUCCGCUGCGGCCCCAGCACUUGCGGGGUCGGCGCACACUGCACACACGGCAGUGUUAGACCUGUGUGCGCCUGCUUGCCUGGAUACUCCGGCGAUCCACUCUCGCAGUGUGUGAAGAUCGAAUGUGUCGGUAAGUUUUGGUGUUCAGGGGUCGGGGCAGAUUGAACACACGGCAGUGUU
Messenger RNA from Bicyclus anynana (squinting bush brown), 422 nucleotides. RefSeq lists its product as uncharacterized. Bases 99 to 407 code for a protein of 102 amino acids. The transcript is spliced from 3 exons. The record is from RefSeq and is a predicted model, not a curated record. Lineage: Eukaryota; Metazoa; Arthropoda; Insecta; Lepidoptera; Nymphalidae.